Molecule: messenger RNA, 1410 nt
Organism: Bathycoccus prasinos
Lineage: Eukaryota; Viridiplantae; Chlorophyta; Mamiellophyceae; Mamiellales; Bathycoccaceae
Exons: 1
Coding region: 1-1410 (469 amino acids)
Biological process (GO): lipid metabolic process
Cellular component (GO): membrane
Molecular function (GO): oxidoreductase activity, acting on paired donors, with oxidation of a pair of donors resulting in the reduction of molecular oxygen to two molecules of water
Source: RefSeq, a predicted model, not a curated record
AUGGGCAAAGGCGGUAAGGACGCCUCGGGUUCUUCCCCAAUCACGAAUGUGGAUAUGUCUCCCGCGAGCACCGCCACCACGUACACGGUUUCGCAGGUGAACGAGUGCGAUCACAUGACCGCGAAGGACUCCCCAAAACUGGUCAUCUUCGGUGACAACGUGUACGACAUUUCGAGUUGGAUUUCAAAACAUCCGGGAGGCGAAACCGUCCUGAAACAGUACUCCGGGAGAGACAUUACGGACGCGUUCCGAGCGUAUCACUCGGAAAACGGAAAAGCGAUGAAAACGUUGAAAUCCAUGCGCGUUGGCGCCGUUCAAAGAAAGAUUUCGGAGGAAGCGCCCCAGCAUUUACACGAUUUUCGAGAGUUGGUGAAAACGGCGGAGAACGCAGAGUUCAAGACGGAUUAUAAGCACUAUUACGCCAUCGCCAUUCGCUUGGUGUCUUUGUUAGCCGUGGCAAUUCAUUUGGUCGUGAAUAAAGAGGAUACGUUUUCUCACAUGCUCGGAGCCGUAUCGUUGGGAAUGUUUUGGCAGCAAAGCAUGUUCAUCGGACACGACGCGGGGCACUGCGCGGUGACCCACAAUAGGAAAUUGGACACCGCCAUCGGGUGGCUCAUUGGGAACAUGUGUAACGGUGUUGGCAUUAGUUGGUGGUCGAGCACGCACAACGUCCAUCAUUGCGCCGUGAACUCUUUGGAGUGCGAUCCGGAUAUUCAACACAUGCCGAUUUUGGCAGUCACGAGGAAGUAUUUCGAAUCCGUGUACUCGUUGUACCACAACCGACAGUUGAAAUUUGAUUGGUUAGCGAAGAAGUUUGUUAGCGUGCAGCAUUACACGUUCUACCCGAUCAUGGCCGUAGCGAGAGUGAACUUAUACGCGCAAACGUUGAUUCACUGCGCGACGGUAAAAAUGUCCAAGAAACAGCGCGUCAUUGAAUUCGCCACGCUCGGUUUUUACUUCGCGUGGUAUUCGACGCUGGUGAGCAUGUUACCGACGGCUGGUGAGAAAUGGGCGUUCUUCUUCCUCUCGCACGCAAUUGGUGGGAUCAUUCACGUUCAAAUAUGUUUGUCGCACUUUUCGAGAGAUGUGUUCGAUGGGAUUCCAAAAAACAACGAAUGGAUUGAGAUGCAACUCGCCGGGACGAUGGACAUUGAGUGCCCAAAAUAUUUGGAUUGGUUCCAUGGCGGUUUGCAAUUUCAAGUCGAACACCAUUUGUGUCCAAGACUACCGAGACAUAAACUGAGAGAUUUCCGAGAAGAAGUUAUUAAACCGUAUGCCAAGAAAAACGGUUUGAAGAAUUUCCACUCUGUUGGGUUCUUCGAGGCGAACGUGCAAGUAUGGAAGACGUUGAAGAAAGCCGCGAGUCAAUCCGUGUUAUCGCCGGCGUUCUCGACGGAAAAUUACAUUUAA